This is a messenger RNA of Porites evermanni, 930 nucleotides long. The record is from the annotation of a GenBank genome assembly. Lineage: Eukaryota; Metazoa; Cnidaria; Anthozoa; Scleractinia; Poritidae.
AUGAGCAUUCAUCUCAUCUUCACUGUCGCCGCCGUCUUCGGUAGCUAUCUUGUGAUAAGAGCGUUUCACAAAUUUCAUAGUCUUCGAACUGCUUCUAACGUUGUUCUGGUAAGUUUGUCAACCGCUGACGGUUUACUGGCGAUUCCUUUGAUUUUCGGCAUCGUCCAAAUGAGUCUUAGACUGUUAAACGGCUGUGAUGCUGAGUGUAGCUCCGGUCCUCUUGGAAAAAUAACCUCAACAUCCAGCUUCUUUCUCAUCUCCGUCAUAAUUCUUCACCUCGCGUUGAUAAGCGUAGAACGUUUAAUCGCCGUGAAGUUCGCCUUAAGAUACCACACCAUAGUGACCAAUCCUCGAGCACUGAUCGUUGCCUUGGCGAUGUUGUUUUUUGCUGCGACCGUUACGAUAACUUUUGCAACGACACUUGUAGCAAACAGUAGAGACAUUGAACGGUUUCGCCAAGCGAUGGAUCCACACUGUAAAAACCCUGAAGAUCCUUUGGAUCACGAUCUUACUCCGUUAAUGAAAAGGCUUCUCAUCUUUCUUUUAAUGUUUUUGCUAGUCAUCCCCUUGGUAAUCAUUUUGUGCUCAUAUGGUUACAUCUUUAUCGUCUCCUACAAACAAAGGAAAAAUAUAAGGGGACAAAACAACAUUCCAGGAAUGGCUACCGCCAUCAAGCACGAAAUAAAAGGCGCCAGUACUCUUGCUAUUGUUGUAGCCGUCUGCCUUCUCAGUAUCGUCCCACUGAUAAUCGUGACAGGCCUUCGCUUUUUCGGCGAACUUCCCGAACGUUGCCACCCAAAGAGAAAGUUAAUUAAGUUCAUUGUUUUUGACUUAGCAACAGGCUUAAACACCAUCUGUAAUCCUCUUACCUACGGGUGGAGAAAUGAAAAAUUCAGAACCGCUUUUCGCAAACUGCUGAAGUGCUCUUAA